AUGGCUCUCCCUUUGGAUAAUUCUUCUUCCACAACCCCAUCUGCCCAAGCAGCUUGUCAACGCCCCCAUCAAUGCGAAUACUGCCCAAAAUCCUUUUACCGCCUCGAGCACAAGGUGCGACAUGUCCGCACGCACACUGGAGAGAAGCCUCACGCCUGCUCAUUUCCACAUUGCGACAAGCGAUUCGCGCGAUCAGACGAGUUGAGUCGCCACGCACGUGCUCAUGUAGCUUCACCAUCCAUUCUAUUGCAUAGACGUAGGCGUGUACGUCGUCAAUCAGCAUCAUCCAAGGCCCGCUCACCAGAUGAUGAAGAAGCCUAUAUGCGACAACAACAACAUUGCUCUAUAUUGCGAUUUGUCCAUGCUGGAUCAACACUCUCUCAUCGAUCAAGAGCUUCUUCCAUAUCCCAUCAAUCCACAUCAGCAUCCAUUUCAUCAUCUUCUUCAUCAACUACAUCCUCCUCCUCUUCUUCUUCUUCUUCAUCUUCAUCCCAACAACAUCAUCGAUCCCAUUCUACUCCUGCUACUGCUGCUGUCACUGUUAAAUUGCAUCAUUGUCCUUCACCUACAUGCUUCAAAUCUUUUUGGAGAAAGGGUCAAUUGGCACGACACAUUGAAAAGCAACAUGGCGUUGAAUUAUCUUCUGCUGAACGAAUGGAUCCUGAAAGUGUCCCUGAAACUGCCUUUGUCAACGUAUUGAAUAAUGAAGCAAAGAGUCUCAAUACCACAGCAGCAAGUACACCAGAGCAACAACCCUUCAUGGAUGAUGCAUUGUGCUCAUCAGCAAGUUCAGAUACGAGUAGUGAUAAUGGUGAUGACAUGAUGUGUGACGAUCCUCAACAACAACAACAACAACACGCCCAUCAUCCUCAACAUCACCACCACCACCACCACCACCACCAGCCCCUACCGUUUAUGGUUGACCAAAAAUGGCAGAGUUUGGGGACGCCCCAUCAUCAUCAGCAUCAACAUCAUCAUCAUCAUCCUGCUUUACCUCCAGCCCAUCGGAUCGGGUUAUGUUUGCCGGAUCCCACGCUCAUACUUCCCCCUCCUUCAGCAAUACUAUCUCCACCUUCAACACCAACCGAUGAUGAUUAUCGUUCAUCCUCAUCUUCUUACCGCUUACCACCCAUCAAGAUGUUAUUGUCUUCUUCUUCUUCUCCUUCUUCUCCUGCAGUGGAUUAUCCAUCAUGGUCCUCCUAA
Molecule: messenger RNA, 1203 nt
Organism: Lichtheimia ornata
Lineage: Eukaryota; Fungi; Mucoromycota; Mucoromycetes; Mucorales; Lichtheimiaceae
Exons: 1
Coding region: 1-1203 (400 amino acids)
Cellular component (GO): nucleus; cytoplasm
Molecular function (GO): RNA polymerase II cis-regulatory region sequence-specific DNA binding
Source: RefSeq, a predicted model, not a curated record